GUUCACCACCUGUAGGAACACCUGCGGAGGGAGGGGCUGAGGAGGUAUAUAAAGGAGGAUGUGGACUGCAGGAGCACAUCACGUUGUUUUGAGAUUGUUUUGAGACGCACUGACACACAUGGAAGGUGAGGUUUGUUUCAGGGAUGCUCGUUCUUUGAUGCUUGAUGUGCUGUUUCUAAAAUCUCCUUUUUUCCUCCUUGCAGAUUUGCAUAUUCAAUAUGUUAACCUGGAACAAGCUGAAAACCAUGAGAGACACAGAACAGACGGCUUCAGCAGCACUGAGGCCCUGGUGGUCCGGAGAGGAGACCCGUUCAGGAUCAGCGUCCAGCUCAAGGGCCGACCCUUCAACCCCAGGAUGGAUUCUCUGAGGAUCAAAGUCACGCUUGGCCGGCUGUAUGUAACAAUGCCAGUCACCUUCUCCAGGAAGGCUCCUUCCUCUGGCUGGAAUGCCUUUAUGGACCCUAACGACCUGGACCUCCAGAACCCCUCCAUCUUCAUCUGCCCUCCUGCCUUCGCCUCAGUGGGCUGCUACAAAUUCCAGCUGUGUGUGUUCACACAGCAGGGCCAGAGGAGGUGUGCAGUGGGAGAUUUCAUCCUGCUCUGUAACCCCUGGUGUUCUGAGGAUGCAGUUUACAUUCCAUUUGAGGACCAGAGGGAAGAAUACAUCCUGAGGGAUUCUGGAUUGCUGUUCAUGGGAACCCCGGCGAACCUCGUGUCGAGACCGUGGUCCUUCGAUCAGUAUGAGCCUGUUGUUUUGGAGGCAUGUCUGGAUCUGCUUCAAGUCAGCCCACAGCACCAGAAGAGCAACAGAAUGGAUUACCUGAACCGGAGCAAUCCCGUUUACAUCAGCCGGGUCGUCUCAGCCAUGAUCAACAGCGAAGAUGAUCAUGGAGUAUUGAAAGGGAACUGGUCCAACGACUUCAAAGAAGGGGUCGAUCCCUCCAAGUGGACAGGAAGUGGGGACAUCCUGAGAAAGUGGGUGCAGUCUGGGAACAGCCCAGUCAAGUAUGGACAGUGCUGGGUGUUUGCAGCGGUCAUGUGCACAGUCAUGAGAAUCCUUGGCAUUCCUUGUCGCGUCGUCACAAACUUUAACUCCGCUCACGACACCAACGCCAACCUGGUUAUUGAAGAGUACUACACAGAAACAGGGCAGAAGCUGAACUACAGCAAAGACAGCAUUUGGAACUUUCAUGUCUGGGUUGAGUGCUGGAUGACUCGCAAGGAUCUGGGAUCAGAUAUGGAUGGCUGGCAGGUUCUUGACCCGACCCCCCAACAGAGGAGUAAUGGAGUGUUCUGCUGUGGCCCGGCUCCAGUCAAAGCAGUCAAGAGUCAGUGCAUCGACCGCAAGUACGACAUUCCUUUUGUCUACGCCGAGGUGAACGCUGAUGUUCACACCAUCAUCAUGGACCAGGGUCAGGUGGUCGGCUUCAGCAAAGACACAGAGAGAGUCGGGUCCCUGAUCUGCACCAAAGCUAUUGGCUUCCCAAGACUGCACAACAUCACAGGAGACUACAAAUACAUCAAAAGUGAUUCAUCUACAAUUUCAUCAAGGAGCUCCACCAUCUCAAACAGCUCCACACUAAGCAGAGCCUCAUCCGCAGGGGUGGAAGUCUUCCUGUUCCUGGAUAAAUCUCCAGUCGUUGGAGAGCCGAUUCGCUUCAUGGUGAAAAUUAAAAACCGGCAGAAGGUGACCAAGAGGUUGAAAGUGCACCUGAAUGCUCAGGCCAAAGAGUACAACCGCAGCCCCUCUGACACCUUCUGGGAAAACCACGGCAUUAUGCAGCUAGCACCCAUGGAAGUCAAAGUGCUGCAGCAGCAGAUCCUUCCAUCCCAGUAUGAGAAGGUGGUGGGAGACAAUCUAAUCAACCUGGCGGUUGUCCUGGAGGACAUGGCAACUCAUGAGCACUUCCUCAGCUCAGAGGAGUUCAACAUCACUGGACCAAGGAUCAUCAUCCAGGUUGUAGGCGAAGACUCGGUUGUGGUGAACAAAGCUCAAACUGCUGUUGUGACUUUCAUCAACCCGUUCUCUCACCCAGUCAGUGGAUUGCUGACGGUAGCUGGGGCUGGAUUAAUACAUGGAGAGACUCAGUUCAGGAUGGGCUCGCUACAUCCAGGUGGAAAAGUCUCACAGCGCAUCACAUUCACCCCCAGCAGGGUCGGAGCGAGGAUGCUGCACGCCAGUCUGUCGCUCUCCAACGUCAGCUUCACAAUCCGAGGCUUUAGGAUGAUCUACGCCAACAGUGUUUAGCUCCAACCUAUCAAUAUAUUUAUUUAUUUGCAUAUUUAUUUUUUCCAUUUAUUUGUCUGCUAAUUGUAAAUAACAUUCAUAACGAAAUAUCUGCACUAAUAUUUAAAAAUUUAAAAGUCUUAAGAUUUUCUGAGAUUUGUCUUUUUUUAAAUGUAUUUAUUUAAAAAUAAAACAAAAGAUGUGA
Molecule: messenger RNA, 2432 nt
Organism: Nothobranchius furzeri (turquoise killifish)
Lineage: Eukaryota; Metazoa; Chordata; Actinopteri; Cyprinodontiformes; Nothobranchiidae
Gene: tgm5l
Product: transglutaminase 5, like
Biological process (GO): peptide cross-linking
Molecular function (GO): protein-glutamine gamma-glutamyltransferase activity
Source: RefSeq, a predicted model, not a curated record